AUGAUGAUCCAGCUUGUAGCUGCGGCGCCGAACUGGACUCGCGCACUUGCUCGUGCUGGGGUUGCACGACAGAGGCCGUACGAUCCCUUCUGCCAGGAACGUGCGCUGCGCGAAGGUCCUGGAGAGUUGCUUGGUGAAGUGCUGAUGAAUAUGCUGGAAGAUGAGGAGCCGGCAAUGUCCAACAGGGCCAGUGUUGAUUUCUGGGCACGGGUCACGGAGCACCGUCGCGAGCUGAUGCGCUACAUUGUUGAGAAGCGCACGGGCGGCGAGCUUCUGCUGUGGGCUAAGGACGAUGCUCCAUUGAGUGACGAUCCCAUCGUCGGAGCUAUGAACGCUGCUCUGUGGGCGAAUAGUAAAGUCGAUCCUCAAAGCCUGCCAAUAUGGGUCUCUGUGUGGUGGCAAGAUUAG
Messenger RNA from Fulvia fulva, 408 nucleotides. RefSeq lists its product as uncharacterized. The record is from RefSeq and is a predicted model, not a curated record. The coding region runs from base 1 to 408 and encodes 135 amino acids. The transcript has a single exon. NCBI's taxonomy places the organism in Eukaryota, Fungi, Ascomycota, Dothideomycetes, Mycosphaerellales, Mycosphaerellaceae.